Platichthys flesus (European flounder) is the source of this 4254-nucleotide messenger RNA. RefSeq names its product UDP-GlcNAc:betaGal beta-1,3-N-acetylglucosaminyltransferase 2b (gene b3gnt2b). Gene Ontology annotation, cellular component: membrane. The coding region runs from base 334 to 1527 and encodes 397 amino acids. The transcript is spliced from 3 exons. The record is from RefSeq and is a predicted model, not a curated record. Gene Ontology annotation, molecular function: hexosyltransferase activity. NCBI's taxonomy places the organism in Eukaryota, Metazoa, Chordata, Actinopteri, Pleuronectiformes, Pleuronectidae.
UUCAGCCCGGAGCAGCCGGAGAAACGAGGAGAAGCGUCUCGUGGAUGUAUUGAGAGUUUUUCCGCGUGACGUCGUGUCGCCGGAGGGAAGCCGGGGCUCCUCGGAGGAGCAGAGGUCCGCACGCGAGGAGGAGAACCCCGCCACUGAACCGUUUAACCCUCCUCCGCUCCGCCACGCCCCCCCCCCCCCCCCCCCUUCUCUCCCUUUCCUCACCGGCUCCUGUUCCCCAGAGGGCAGAUCUAAGUAUGGGGUAAAAGAGCCGAGAGGAGACGCAAGGACGAGACAAGCUGAGGAGGCUCCGCUCACCUGCACAGGUGGGUGCAGGACACUGUCAUGGCGGUGCAGCGGAGGAGGCUGAAGCUCGUGGUGACAGUGAUGAUGGUCAACCUCUUCAUCUUCAUCCUCAUCUUCCGACAAAGCGGCCAGGACAAGAACGGGCUUCACAAGGUGCACAUCCCCUCCGGGCCCUUCUGGAGCAAGCUGGCUCCCGCCCCGGCCUACUGGAACCGCCAGCAGCAGAUCCUGGACUUCCAGAACAAUCCCAUCCUGGCGUCUAACUACAACGCCUCGGAGCUGCCCGAUUGGCUCAUUGAGACCAGUCUGUCCAGUGACCCCUGCCAGCCGAACGUCAGGGCGACCACUCAGGUGAAGGACUACAACUCCCUCCCGGAGCGCUUCAAGGACCUGCUGCUCUACAUGCACUGUCGCUCCUACCCGAUGAUGGUGGACCAGCCUCGAAUCUGUGAGGAGCCGCCAUUCCUGCUCCUCGCUAUCAAAUCCCAGGUAUCGCACUUCGACCGGCGCCAGGCCAUCCGUCAGUCCUGGGGACGGGCGGGCGUUGUGUCCAAUCAGACGGUGGCGGUUGUCUUCCUUCUUGGAAACGCCACAGCCUGGGACCACCACCCGGAUCUGUCCAGCAGCCUGCGGGACGAGAGCCUGCGCCACCAGGACAUCAUCCAGUGGGACUACCGGGACUCGUUCUUUAAUUUAACUGUCAAAGAAGUUCUGUUCCUGGAGUGGAUCCAGAUCCGCUGCCGGUCGGCCCGCUUCAUCUUCAAGGGGGACGACGACGUCUUCGUCAACACCUACCGCAUCCUGGAUUUCCUCAAGGGCCUCUCGGAGCCCAAAGCCAGGGACCUGUUUGUGGGGGAUGUGAUCACCGAGGCGGGGCCGCACAGAGACAAGAAGGUCAAAUACUUCAUCCCAGAGAGCAUGUACGUUGGGAAGUACCCCCCGUACGCAGGAGGGGGCGGGUACCUCUUCUCCGGGGACGUGGCGGCCCGGCUGCACACGGUGUCGCACCGGGUUCCGCUCUACCCCAUAGACGAUGUCUACACGGGCAUGUGUCUUAAAAAAGUAGGGCUGGGCCCCGAGAAGCACAAAGGCUUCAGGACCUUUGACAUAGAGGAGAAGUACAGGGCGAACCCCUGUGCCUAUAAGAGCUUGAUCCUUGUUCACCCAAGGACGCCGCAGCAGAUGAUCCAGAUCUGGACCUGGCUCAGCAGCCCGGACCUGAACUGCCAGUGAACAGGGUCCCGGAGGAGAAGUGGUAGAUAUUUGAUCUGGAACAGGUCCCGGACUGAAAGGUGGCAGCUUUAAGUUAAGAUAUGAAUGUUCUGGUCACUGGAGCCUCGGCUCGGUGCAGUCGAGCACGAAGACGUAUCGUUGGCUCCGUUUCUCAAAACCACCACCAUAGUAUUUGGGCUUGAUGUCGAACUUCCUGCUUUAUCAUGUCAAACGAGCUUUACCCCAAAGCGACCGUGUCUGUCUUUGCGUGCACAUAUUUAUAUUUCACAACUAUUUAUAUGGCCUUUAAAAAUGCUUUAACACUGUCGGCUCCACGACGGAGCGUCCCAAUGCUGUAUUAUAUAAAGAUGGAGACUGAAACCCGUGAUGUGUCCACCUGGGGCUCUCUGUUCUCCGAGAGAUCUGAAAGAUGUGUGUCUGAAAAGAGUGAGAGGUAAAAAACAAUGGUUCCAUUUACUGCUGCGAGCUUUAAAGGAGCUUCCUGGUGACAUCCUGGUUGCUGGAGGCUUAGUUUGUGCUGCUACUCCCUUCCACACUCCCUGAAGUAUUCACUUGUGACUUGUCCCACUGAGAAAACAACUUUUAUUUUCUGUUUGCUAAUUUACAAAACAUUCAGUUUCUCUCUGAUUCCUCCAAAUGGUGCUCACUCUCUUCGCUUAAUCUUUUUUUUUUUUUUAAGAUGUAUAGUGUAAAAAGUUCAAAUCCUUCCGUAGUUUGGAGAAGGGGGAGUUUGGUGGAGGGGACACGUGGUGAGGUCGGGACAUGAGGGGACAGGAGUCCAGCUCUGUGCAGCUCAGCAGGUCUGGGCCGGACAUGGACGGACACAUCGAAAUGCUGGUGACCUCUGCUUCAGGCUCUCACUUUACACAAAAUGAAAAACAGACCAAAAAAGAGAAAAAGACUCUUUUAAAAACCCAAAGUGCAUUUUCAGUGAGACGUGAAGACAUUUGUGUGUCGACUCGUGUUGAAUGUUGUUGAAUGUGUCGACGUCAGAGAGUGAAACUUGUUUUGAACAUCACAUCGAGACGUAUCGGCCCUGAUCCUUAAAAAGGCUUCAUCUCAUAAGUUUGUGUCAAGUUCCGUCUUUACUCCUCAUGUGAGGAUGGAACCGAUUACAACCCUUUUUAAAAAGUGUAUUCAUGAGAAACUCCCUCUGGUUUCAGACGUGUUUGGUGAUUUGCUCGACCUUCUCUCCAGGAACCUGUAUGUUUGAACGAAAGCUUAAUUUGAUUGUCCCUGCUCGGAUCCCCGAUGUUUGUCCUCACUCACCGUCUUUUACUGUCUCCAGGAGAAUCAUGUCCUGUUCCUCUUACAGCUGCGUGUGUAACGCAGACACACACUUGACACACACACACUCACCUCUGUGAUGAUUCAACGGCCGCGGAGGAGGAGACGCUCUUUCUGAAUGUCCGUCUCUGAUUCUCUUCAGGAAGUCAACACUUAAAAUAAGUGACACAAAUGUUGGUUUGAGUCUCGAGUUCAGGUCGAACCUGGUUGUUAGAACGUCUGAUGUGAGAGAGAGAGAGAGAGAGAGAGGCUGUGGAGCUACACCUCUGUUAGAGCUCCCCCUGCUGGUUAAAACCGCCCACACUGGCAACUCCUUGACUGAAGACUGUAAUACAACUUAAUUUAUUGUGUCCUGUUUGUGUGUCCGUUUGUUUUGUGUUGACCUGUGUUGGUGUGAGAGUUGAGAGACAAAUGUAAGUUAUGACAAUCACCGUGUUGCUCUGAAAGGUUUUGUUUUUUUAACGUGUUUUUUCUGAGAUAAACAACUUACCAGACACUAUUUUUGCUUUUGUGUAGAAAUCUGUUGUCUCCAUGUAGGAUAAAACAAACACUGAAAAAAUAGGAGACACACAAAAAGAGCCGGGAACCGAGUGGAGCUCAUUCAUUUACUCAAAUUCAAAAUCCAUUCGUCGCAUGUUUGCUCGUCGCUGCAGUUUCUCACCGACAGGCGGUGACGUUAAAUCCUCGCUGCACACGGCUUUUAGCUACGUGAAAUGUUUACAUGUUAUUAAAAAGUCCUCAUCAUUUAUUUUUUUAUAAUUUCUACUUCUGUCCGAUGAUUGGCCCGUUUGUGUUUGUUCACUUCUCCACGCACGUAUGAAACGUCUGUGUGGAUUUUACUGCCGGGUGUUUUUCUUUGAGAACCUUUGUCUGGUCUCUAUAAACCGUCAGUGUUUCUCUGGGCUCAUCUCCCAGGAUGUGUCGUUCUCAGCGGGUAUAGAAACCAUAAACUGUGUACAUCAAUAACACAAGGCAAAAAUAUACAGUACAAAUGAAAAGAGGUUAAAAAUGGACCCGGGGGAAUUGAUCCCAUUUAAAUGAAACAUCGAAGAGUAAUAAUGUGAUAAAAAUACAGACGGAGCCUUCAGACAUCUUGAUGAUCACAGGAUCAAAUCUCGUUUGUGACCCACAAAGAAGGUUUUCACAUUGAGAAUCAUUCACUUCCUUUAGCCGUCAUUCAUUUCUAAUAUUUGCUGCAUUGGUAACGUGUAAUUCCUGAAACCUGUGGUUAUUGUUGCACCGUCGGAGAUAAAAACCAAAUCUGUGCCUGAUGUUUGUACUGUAUGUAGAAGAGUUUCCUUCAGCCAUGCUAAGCGUGAUCGCUUUUUUUUUAUUACCUAGAAAGACUUGAUUGUUUGAAUAAAGUUAUAUUUUGCUGUUUUUGUAUAUACUGUUCUAUGCAUUUUUAUUGUAAUACAAAUAAAUUAUGUGACAUAUGUA